CGACGCGUCUCAGAUGGAGCACCGCAUCGUGAUCAUAUGGCGCCGCGAGCCCACGCGCAUUCAGUACGAGUGGCUUAACGAGACGUGGCCCGUUUGUGCGCACACGCACUGCACGGAGGAAUAUCCCGCCGAUCCCGCGCACAGGGAAGAAGUAAUACAGUAUCAAGAGCGUCUAAACGAGACGAAGCGAGCGCUGGAGCAACUUAUAAAGAGACUUCUAAAACCCACAGAAGUGCUGGCGUACGAAGCACAUGUUCAGGAACUCGUAGACGAAGCGGGUAGAAGCGCUCUGGGCGCGUUCGCAGCGCGCAUGUGCGAGUGGGCGGAGCGCUCGCUGCUCGCGCUGCGCUCGCACCACGCGCUGUCCGCGCUGUCCGUGCUCGCCACCGUCGCUCUCGUGCUCGCCGCCGGGUACCUCAUGGCGUACCUCAUUCGUGUCGAAGAAGAAUCGGUGCAGCGUAACAAGGACGAGAGGAAGAAACAAAAUGGCCUCAAGAAGAACAACAACGAACCGCAGCCCGAGAUGCGGCUCCACGAACUCAGGGCCGAGAAAUACAAUGGAUUAGUCAGGUUGUUAAAACCGGGCUGCCGGACAAUAGUACUACUGGUGGACAUGCAAAGCCGGGUGCAGUUGCUAUCCAAGUUCCACAAGAUCGUGUGGCCGUAUCGCAAGAACAAGACGCUACUCUUCGCGUACCUGAUGGUGGAGCGCAACAUCGAGUGGUUCCGGCGCGUACUACAGCUGUCGCUGGGCGGCGGCGAGCUUCGAGUCAACGCGCGGAACUGCGUCGGCACCGUGCUCGCGCUCAACCCGCACCGCAAGCACUUCAGCAUCUACCACGCCAAGCACCCCGAGUGCGCCAAGCCGCACAAGGUACCUCCCGCGUCAACGCACUGCGUCGGCUCCGUGCUCGCGCUCAACCCGCACCGCAAGCACUUCAGCAUCUACCACGCCAAGCACCCCGAGUGCGCCAAGCCGCACAAGGUACCUCCCGCGUCAACGCACUGCGUCGGCUCCGUGCUCGCGCUCAACCCGCACCGCAAGCACUUCAGCAUCUACCACGCCAAGCACCCCGAGUGCGCCAAGCCGCACAAGGUACCUCCCGCGUCAACGCACUGCGUCGGCUCCGUGCUCGCGCUCAACCCGCACCGCAAGCACUUCAGCAUCUACCACGCCAAGCACCCCGAGUGCGCCAAGCCGCACAAGGUACCUCCCGCGUCAACGCACUGCGUCGGCUCCGUGCUCGCGCUCAACCCGCACCGCAAGCACUUCAGCAUCUACCACGCCAAGCACCCCGAGUGCGCCAAGCCGCACAAGGUACCUCCCGCGUCAACGCACUGCGUCGGCUCCGUGCUCGCGCUCAACCCGCACCGCAAGCACUUCAGCAUCUACCACGCCAAGCACCCCGAGUGCGCCAAGCCGCACAAGGUACCUCCCGCGUCAACGCACUGCGUCGGCUCCGUGCUCGCGCUCAACCCGCACCGCAAGCACUUCAGCAUCUACCACGCCAAGCACCCCGAGUGCGCCAAGCCGCACAAGGUACCUCCCGCGUCAACGCACUGCGUCGGCUCCGUGCUCGCGCUCAACCCGCACCGCAAGCACUUCAGCAUCUACCACGCCAAGCACCCCGAGUGCGCCAAGCCGCACAAGGUACCUCCCGCGUCAACGCACUGCGUCGGCUCCGUGCUCGCGCUCAACCCGCACCGCAAGCACUUCAGCAUCUACCACGCCAAGCACCCCGAGUGCGCCAAGCCGCACAAGGUACCUCCCGCGUCAACGCACUGCGUCGGCUCCGUGCUCGCGCUCAACCCGCACCGCAAGCACUUCAGCAUCUACCACGCCAAGCACCCCGAGUGCGCCAAGCCGCACAAGCGCAUGUCCCGCAUGACGCGGUCGCUGGGCGGCGGCUGCGAGGACCCCGAGGCCGGCGCCUUCAUCGGCUUCCACACCGAGCCCGACUCCUCCUCCUGCGACGAGGCGCCCGACCCGCCCGUGCUGCUGCAAGAGAACCUUCUAGACGGGCUGGAGAACUGGCUGGACCGCUUAUUCGAGGGCAGCACACACCGCUACUACGUCAACUACUGGCCCGACAUGACGACCAAAUGAGCGCGUGCGCAUCAACGCACGGUCACUCUCGCUCGCAGGAGAAGACGGUUGGCGAUUCGAUUUGGACCCAAAAUAGGUUUGUUGUUAUAAUUUUAACGUAGUUAGAGGGACAUCAGUAUUGUAGUGGGAUAUGGUCAACGUAAAAAUAACGUUUUGAUUGCAAAAGGUUCACUCAGCAAAUUUUUUCAGAUCUAUCAAAUAACUUGUGGACUCGGUGGGUAGUCAAAUUAUACGAAUAUGAAUGCAGGCCAUUUACUAGCUGCAAUGAAAAGCUGUAGUUGCCUAAUAAGUACUAUCGUACGCCCAUUUACUCUUCUACUUCGCGUUGCUAAAUCUUUCUAUUCGACAGCAGUUUCGAAUAAGUUUAAUUAAAACCUAACCUAAUUGAACGCGUUUCUCUUGAACCUGGAUAUCGGGCUAGUGGCAUUUGCGGCAGAAUAUUACUUUUCGUUUACGUGAACGAUAUCUGAGUGCAAGCGAAACGCUAUGCCAAUAUGUCUAUGGAAAACUGGAUAGUUAUUUUUGUGCUGUCCGUUUGUAUGUGUUCCAAAUUAACCUUGGGUUGCACCACAAACGUCAAAAAUCUGUCAAACUUCAUACAAAAACACCGGUAAUAGUUACGGUUAAAGUUAAAGUGCAACUUAGGCUAAGAGUUUGUAAAUAACGAGAAUUAGAUCUUUUGUAUUAUCGUAGUAUUAUCCUUCAUUUAUGGGUCUAAAUUGAAUUGUAAUUAGUUAAAAGGUUCUGAAUCUUUAUUUCACUCGUUAUCAAGCAUUGUACUGCCCAGUUUACGUCUUAAGAAAUCCAUUGUUUUCGUGUGUCUCUUGUUCGUUAUUAAGGCGUCUGUUGUAUUUUAUAAUUGUU
Molecule: messenger RNA, 2971 nt
Organism: Ostrinia furnacalis (Asian corn borer)
Lineage: Eukaryota; Metazoa; Arthropoda; Insecta; Lepidoptera; Crambidae
Exons: 8
Coding region: 14-2107 (697 amino acids)
Source: RefSeq, a predicted model, not a curated record